CUUUUCUCCAUUUCAUCAUAGGGGGGUGUUCAGUUCUAGGGUAAACAUGAAGGGGGUCUUAAUAGUAUAUCUCUUUCUUCCUAGGUGUCCAAUCAGAGGUUCGGCUGGAGGAGUCUGGAGGAGAUGCCAAAAGGCCUAGUGAGUCUCUCCGUCUCUCCUGUCGAGCCUCUGGCUACACCUUUAGCAACUACUGGAUGAGCUGGGUAAGACAGGCUCCCGGGAAGGGUCUGGAAUAUGUGGCAGAAAUAAAUCCAGAGUCCACUACCUUUCGCUACGGGGAUAAAGUGAAGGGACGAUUCACCAUCUCCAGGGACAAUUCAAACAGUUUGUUGUAUCUGCAAAUGAACAACCUGAAGCCCGAGGACACGGCUGUGUAUUACUGUACAGGAGCACACAGUGAGAGGAAGUGAUACUGAAGCCUGGCAAAAACCCUCUUUCGCUCAUGGCUGCUAAAUUUAUUAAGCUGCAAGAGACUAAAUAGAUUGAUUCUGGUCGCUGGGACAAUAGGUUGAUCUUGUGUUACCAUUCAGAGAUAGACAGAAAUCCAUCUGUCUGUCUCUGAAUGAAAAAAGAAAAGAGGAAGAGGAGAAGAGGAGGUUAAGGGGUGAUAUAAUAGCCAUGUUCAAAUAUAUAAAAGGAUGUCAUAUAGGGGAGGGAGAAAGGUUGUUUUCUGUUGCUCCAGAGAAGCGGACACGGAGCAAUGGAUCCAAACUACAAGAAAGAAGAUUCCACCUAAACAUUAGGAAGAACUUCCUGACAGUAAGAGCUGUUCGACAGUGGAAUUUGCUGCCAAAGAGUGUGGUGGAGUCUCCUUCUUUGGAGGUCUUUAAGCAGAGGCUUGACAACCAUAUGUCAGGAGUGCUCUGAUGGUGUUUCCUGCUUGGCAGGGGGUUGGACUCGAUGGCCCUUGUGGUCUAUUCCAACUCUAUGAUUCUAUGAUCUCUACAGCGGUAAAUGUGUGUGCUCUCUCCAGACAUGUUAUAAUACAUACAUAGCUAGGUCAGGGGCAAAGCCUGCCAUUAUAAUGCUGCUCUUAAUUCAGAUUGUGAUUGUUUCAGAUAUGAACGGGAUCCAGAAAAAUGAUUCUCACCUUCUCUCUCUCUUUGUCUCUCUAUUCACAAGCUACCAAGCUACACUUGCUUUUCACGCAGAGAGAGUAAUUGCUAGUUCCCUGCAGGAUAGGUUUAUUCCCCAUUCAGAAAAUCUCAUAUUAAAUGUAAUUGAAAAGACUUUACACCUUGAAAAAGAGACAAGGCACGUACUUUUGUAAACCAAGAAAAUCUUUUAACUUUUUUAAAAAAAUAAUAAAAUAGAAAAGAUUCAAAGACACGAAAGGCAUUUUAUAGUACUUCUCCCCUCAUUCCCCAACCCCUCAUCCAAAAUAUACCAAAUGAAAAGUGAACCUGGUCAGUCACCAUCAUGUAUCAACAGGAAUUAAAAGGAAAGGUUGUGGCUGAUGGACCAAAAAGAAAUCAAAAUAUCUGUCCUCCAUAGCCGCCUGGAGAUGAGAAUGGAACUGAAAUGGAACUCUGUUAAACUGUUGUGUUUGGUGGUUUGUGGACCCCUCUUCUGGAGUAAGCUGAGGUGGAUGGCUUAGCACACAACUCAUUUCCCUAGGUGCACCCAGAUAUGGUUUGUGUGUAUCUUUGUCUGUGUACCACAGGCAUGUGUGACACCUACUCACCUCUCCACUGAGAUGAAGGAUAAGAAUCAAGUUGAGGGGCACACUAUUCAGGAAUACUAUUUGCUGUGUUUAGAUGAGGGCUCCAUCCUGGCUUGGACUAUUGGGAAUGUGGUCCCCAAUAGAGUUGGCCAUGCUGCCUGGGUCUGAUGAGAGGUCUGAUCUAGCAACAUCUAUCCUCAGCAAAGGAGUCUCCCAAAACAACUUCAUUUCUUCUCUAAUAGGAGAAAGCAGUAACAUCCAGGCACCAGCAAAUUAAUAAUGAGUUCUUUAUAGAACUUUAAAGGGGAAGAAUGUGAAAUUUACAAAAAUGAUCAGCAACUCAAAGUUCAGUACUCAAGAAAGACAGCUACCCCUCCAUUCAGCUGUACAUGCCACGAGUCUCUCCAGCCAUGAUAUAAUGAGCACCUAGGACAGGUGCAAAACCUGCCAUCAUGCUGCUGCUGUUCUUCCUUUAUUGUGGUCAUCUGAAUGGGAUCCAGACGGAAAUUCUCCCCUUUGAGUAUCUUUCUACUCACAAACUACCAAAUCUUUGUUUUACAUAUGCCCACACACCCUAUUUUUAACGCUGUCAGUUCCCCACACGACAACUGAAUCCCCUGUUCAGAAAACAGAAACAUUCAAAGCCAUGAAAGGAAGUUUAUAGUACUUCUCUCCCCAUACUCCAAUUCCUCAUUCAAAAUAACAACAACUCAAAAUUAAAAUAUCCACAUUUGUUUUCAGUACAGCUGUAUGCUUGUUGGUCCUCUACAAUGCCCAACUUCACUAGAAGGAAAAUUCAUUCAUCUGAACCCCUGAACUCUUCAAUUUUUCCUACUGCUUGUCACAAGGGGGCAGGCAUGGUGUGGAGAAUACAGGAUGCCUUCAGCUGUAACUGAAAUAAAACCACAAUCCAAGUACUGUUGCUGUUUUCAGCUGUGAGUCUAAUUAUAUUUUAGACAUUUCCUUGAUAACUGUUUAUGUACAAAUCCCAGGAAAGAUUGACUCCCUGAGAGACUUACCCACACUCAUCUCUGUUUCUUCAGUCCUUGGAUAAUGAUUCAUGGUGGGGAAAUGUACCUGAAUUGUUAGGAGAACAAUAUUCCCACUCCCAGAGAUACAAUUCCCAGAGCUCCCUGGGAAGAGGAACUGACUCUGGGAAUUGUAGCUCUGGGAGGCGAAUAGGGGUCUCCUAACAACUCCUAGCACUCUUCACAAACCACAGCUCCCAUAAUGCUUUGAGGGAACCUAUGCAUUUUUAAAAUGGUGAUACAGUGCUUUAACUGCAUGGUGUGAGUGUGGCCUCAUUGUAUGGGACAAUGGGCUGAAAACCAAGGCCAGCCACCAUCAGCAGGUCUGAGGUAUAAAAUAAAAAAUGAAAUAAAAAUCUGUCACUGGUACCAACAACCUUUCAAAGCACCCUGCACAUCCAAAAUGCUGGAUUUUACAUUCCCCCCAUACACCAUCCAUUACAAAUUAUCUCUAUGCACGUGUUUGCAUGAAGCAGUGGCAAAGCCAUCAAUAAACCUUGAUGCCAAACCUGUUUCCAGAUACCCUCUUUAUGUGUCAUGAGCCGGGGGGGGGGGAGGCCUCAUGCAAAUAUCUCCAGGAGGUUUCAAAAGAAUCUCCUUCAAUAUAAAAGUUUCACAUGCUUCCACUCCCCAAAUCACUAAGACAUUACUUCAUUAACAUUAUGAAGUUUUUCUUAUUCUUGUUUUCUUUGGCAGCCUUUCCAAAAUGUAAGUGUGUUUUCGGUGGAAAGUUGAGAAAUAUUGGAGGUGAUUGGAUGGUGCUCAAACAUUAAUUGAAACAUUCUCUGCUUUUAGGGGUCUUCUCAGACAUUCAGCUUGUAUUGUCUGGGUCAGGAAUGGUGAGGCCAGGAGAGAACCUCAACCUGCUCUGUAAGGUCACAGGUUUCUGCAUCUCCACUCAGCAUUGUGUGUGGCACUGGGUCCGCCAAGCACCUGGGAAAGGGCUAGAAUGGACUGGAAGCACAUACCCCUAUGAUGGGGGAAAGUGGUAUGCCCCUUCUCUGAAGAAUCGUGCAACCAUUUCAUCAGUCAACUCCAGGAACGAGGUCUCCCUCCAGCUGAACACCCUCACAGCUGCAGAUUCGGCCAUGUAUUUCUGUGCCCGAGAAUACCACAGUGAGAUAAGGUCUACUGGGGCUGUGUAUAAAAAGGAAGGAACUGCUUCCAAAUCCGGAAUCCCCACUUGUAAUUGCUGAGUAAUAAAUAUACUGUGUAAAGAUACUUAACCGAGCAAUCCUGUGCUCUGCUGAUGCUGGGGAGGGAACAAUUAUGUUGCAGCAUUUUGGUUAUUAGCCUAAUGAAGGCAUGGUAUGGGCAUUUACUAUGUGACUCAACAUCUUUGCUUUCGAUGAAAUUAUGAGAUGUGGUGAAUGUUGGACCCAAAGCCUAGCAGGGAAGUGGCAAGGACAUGCACACAAGCCCCACUCUCAGAGACUUCACAUACAGUGGUCACCCUCAAUCCUCCGACACCACUCCUUCUGCCUGUGUUUGGGACUGUGCGUUUCUUUGCCUUAGCAUUAUUAGGCAUAACCUCAAACCUGCAUUUGUAGGAGCUAGCAGAGCUCCAUCAAGUAAGCCAGCUUCCUUACCAUACACUUGAUUUUCCAUUUAUUUUAUUUUAUUCUUACAUUACUACAAUGUUACAAUAAAAACCCCAUCUUUUAACAUUUUUUGCAUUACAUUCUCUCUCUCUCUCUCUCUCUCUCUCUCUCUCUCUCUCCCUCUCCCCCCCAAUUAUCCUUGAAUAAUUUCACCCUUUUAUAUCCCUGUGACUUCCCUCCACCUGUGUUUGGCAUCAUUAAGUUUGUUACUGUAUCCUUUAAUUUGUGUUUAAACAAUAUAUUUAAAAUAUUAACCAUAACAUAUUGUACCUCUCUUAUCAUAACUUUGUGGAUUUCAGACUAAACAUAUCAUUCUUUUGGAACUGUUUUACCAUAUAGUCACCUACACAUUCCCAUUCUUUCUUUAAGUUUUGAUUAGAUAAAGUCCCGUCAGUGGCAGAAUGGCCAAUUAAAUUUUGUGAAUUCCUUGAAUUGGCCAAAAUGACGGCAGCAAUUAGAUUGCAAUCUAAUCAAAACUUGAUUCCCAGAUGAAUAACAAUAGAAACAUGAUGCUUUUAACACCAACCAGUUUUUUAAAUGUUUCCAUCCGUAUUCCACUUCACAUGCAGCCUGAUGAAGAAGAACUAAAGACUGCUUGCUAUUGUGCAAGUUACUCCAACGAUGUUCUUGUCCUACAAGCCAUUUAUCAACUGACACAUUUGCUGAAAUAUUUUUACCGACGGAAACCCCAUGAAGCACCCAGAAGUCAAACUUUGUUCUGUGAAAGGCAGGCAUGUCCAAAGUCCAUUUGGGGGGCCUAAUCCGGCUCCCUGGCUGGUUUUAUCUGACCCCGAGACAGUUUGUUUAUUGGGGUCAAAUCCUUAGAAAAGCUCAACAAGUACAAUCCUAAAAAAAGCUCAAGAACUUUGGGGUAAAAUCCUAAAAGAAGCUCAACAACUUUGGUCAGCCCUCAUGCACAUUCACUUCAUCAAAUCUGGCCCUUGUUGGAAAAAAGCUUGGGCACCCCUGGUGUAAGGCUUUAUUCCAGUUGCUGUCUUGCAUCAUCAUAUAGCAGUCUUCUUACAUUUCCAGCAUUUUACAACCAAAACUUUGGCAUCAGUGUCAGGAAUCUGUUGUGAAUGUCCAUCUUUCCUUUUAUUAACAACCACUGGCAGACAAUUCCACAAUAAUAUUUCUCUUUCAUUGCUGAACUAUUCCUCAUAGUUUUUAAUGAAUUGGGAACCUAAAAGUGCUAUUUUUGGCAUUGAACUCACACCUCCUACCCUACAGCUCUCUGUAGCAUAGCUGUCAACUUUUCCCUUUUCUUGUGAGGAACCCUAUCCAGAAUAAGAGAAUUUCCCUUUAAAAAAAGGGAAGCGUUGACAGCUUUGCUCUGUAGAUUUCAUGAGAAAUUGUUUGCCAUUCCUGAAAUCAUGCCUUCAUUUUAUACUUGAAAUCAUUUUAUACGUACUGUAUAAAAACAGAGAGCAUUUGUGGAAGGCCUGAUUGACUCUUUUAUCUGGAGGUAUAUGUAAAUGCACGGUCAGCUUCCUGUUUAAAUCAGCCAGACUCCCUCCCAGCUAGAGCUACACCAAAAGGCAGAACGCUCUGUAGAUACAGGAUCACUUUCAGUCAAUGCAUCUCAAAGCUCAAGUUGGGAAAAUGCUGCUUUUAUUUCCAAUUGUUUUCCUUUCCAUCUUUGGGGGUAAUUUUUCUCCAUUUCCUAUUAGGGGUGUGUUCAGAUCUUGAGGUUAACAUGAAGGGGGUCUUAAUAGUAUAUCUCUUUCUCCCUAGGUGCCCAAUCAGAGGUUCGGCUGGAGGAGUCUGGAGGAGAUGUCAGAAGGCCUGGGGAGUCUACCCGCCUCUCCUGUCGAGCCUUCGAGUUCACCUUUGGCAGCUACUGGAUGAGCUGGGUGAAAAAGGUUCCUGGGAAGGGCGUCGAAUGGGUGGGAGAAAUACAGCCAGAUUCAGCUAGCAUUACCUACUUGGAUAAAUUCAAAGGGCGAUUCACCAUCUCCAGGGACAAUUCAAACAGCUUGUUGUAUCUGCAAAUAUACAACUUGAAACCUGAGGACACAGCUGUGUAUUACUGUGCAAGACGCACAGUGAGAGGAAGUGAAUCUGAAGGCAGGCAAAAACUGCCCUCUGCUUAUGGCAGCUAAGUUCAUUCAGCUGCAAGAGACCGGAGAAAACUACAGUGGUACCUCAAAAGUUAAAUGGAAUUAGUUCCGGAAGUCUGUUCGACUUUCACAACGUUUGGAAACCAACACACGGCUUCCAACUGGCUGCAGGAAGCUCCCACAGGCAAUUGGAACUCGUGGAAGCCCCGUUGGAUGUUUGGCUUCCAAAGAACGUUCACAAACUGGAACACUCACUUCGAGGUUUGCAGCGUUCGGAAGCAAAAACUUUCGACUCACGAGGUGUUCGGGAUCCAAGGCACAACUGUAUUCAGAUAACUGAGACAAGUUUGAUCUUGUCUUUUCUUGGGUUCCCAUUCAGAAAGAGAUAUCCACCCACUGAUACAGCUGUAAAUGUGUGGACUGUCAUUAGUCAAGUUACAAUGGAAAUACUUUGUCGGGGGCAAAUCCUGCCAUCACGAUGAUGCUCUUCUUUCAGACUGGGCAUCUGAAUGGCAUCAAGAAUGACAAUUCUCACAUCUCCUCUUUCUGUGUUUCUCUUUUCACAACCUGCUUUUCUCAAACACAAAGGUGCAGAACGCUCUCACAACACUUUUCAGAAAACAAAGCGAUGAAAGAAACCUUAUGGUACUUCUCCCAUCAUUCCCCAAUCUCUCAAUCCAAAUAUACAAAACCAAAAGCGGUCCUGGCCUUUCUCCUUCAUCAAAUGACAGGACUUUAAAAAGGUUAUGCUAUGCAUGAUGGGUGAGGAAGAAACCAGUAUGUCUGUUCUCCAUAUCUAGCUGGAGAUGAAAAUGAUACCAUCUUUCAGAAGCUGAGGUUGAACUCUCGUAAAAUUAUUUUAUUCAUUCAUACAUACAUACAUACAUACCCCGCCCACUCUUGGUGGCUCCCACAAAUUAAAAGCAUAAUAAAGCAUCACACAUUAAAAACCUCCAUAAAUAGGGCUGCCUUCAGAUGUCUUCUAAAAGUCGGAUAGUUGUUUAUUUCCUUGACAUCUGAUGGGAGGGCGUUCCACAGGGUGGGCGCCACCACCAAGAAGGCCCUUUCCCUGUAACCUCACUUCUCCCAGGGAGGGUGCUGGACCUCAGUGUCCAGGCAGAAUGAUGGGGAGUGGAGACGGUCCUUCAGGCACACUGGGCCAAGGCCAUUUAGGGCUUUAAAGGUCAGGAGCAACACUCUGAAUUAUGCUCAGAAACAUCAUGGGAGCCAAUGUAGGUCUUUCAGGACCAGUGUUAUGGUUGGUGAACUGUGGACCCUUGUUCUGGAGUAAAUUGGGGUUGCAGCUUAACACACACCUGUUGGGGGAUUCCACAGGUCUAUUCAGAUGUUGUUAGUGUGUCUAUGUGUCUAAGUAACACAGCCAUGUGUGACAUUUCCCACCCACUCACCACUUUACCCAACUCAAAGAUAAGAACCAAGAUGGAAAACAACAGUGUCUGUUAAGCUAAGUUAAGCUAUGACAUUCGCUAUGUGUGUGCCCAUGGCUCCCAUUUUGGGGAAGCUGGUGAUUUAUUGAAGUGGGACAUUCUGCAACAAAAAUUGACAUAUCUAGGUUUUUGUAAUAAGGAACGCCAAGACUAUUUAACAUGAGCAUAAGAGCAUAAUGAAAGUCCUGUCAGUUCCCCACACUACAAGUGAAUUCCCUGUUCAGAAAACAUUCAAAGUCAUUAAAGGAACUUCAUUAGACCUCUCUUCCCACCCUCCAAUCCCUCAUUCAAAAUAUCAACAGCUCAAAGUUAAAUUAUCUAAAUUUGUUUUCAGUACAGCUGUAUGCUUGGUGCUCCUCCACCCUGCCCAACUUCACUAGACAGAAAAUUCAUCCAUCUCUACUAACCCAUAAUUUCACACAUUAAGCAUCUUCUCUCAAAACUGGGCCUCAGAACUCUUCACUUCUUCUCCCUGUUUCUCAAAAGGGGGCAGGCAUGGUGUGGAGAAAUCAAGAUGCCUUCAGCUGUAACUGAAAUAAAACCACAAUCCAAGUACUCUUGCUGUUUUCAGCUGUGAAUCUAGUUAUUUUUUAGACGUUUCCUUGAUAACUUUUUAUGUGCAAAUCCCGGGAGAGGUUGACUCCCUGAGAGACUUUCUCAAACUUGUCUCUGUUUCUUCAGCCUGUGCUUAGUGAUACCUUGGUCUAAGAACAGUCCUGUUAAUGAAUGAUUUGGGCAACACACUCUGCAAAACCAGGAGUAGGUGUUCCGGCUAGCGAACUUUGCCCCAGAAGACGAUGUUGAGUUUUCUUAAUAUUGAUGUGGUCAAUGAUGCUACUCAGAGGUGUGUGUUUGUAAUUAUAACCUGCAUGGUGGCACAUCUGUGAGCUCUUAACAAUUCAACACACCUGUAGUAUCUUAACAAUUUAACUAAUUAGCAGGGGGAGUUUACCUGCUGCACUGAAUGCAGUAAUGUGAUAGGGUAAUUGAUUAUUUUGAAAACUGUAUUUAAGUUGAUCAAAUGCUUUGUAUGGUACUGGCUGGUGUAGAGUGGUGAGUUGCAGCUGUUUGAUUAUUAUUUAAAAAUAAAGUAAGCAAAGAUAUUGUGGGCACAUUUUUAUUCUGUAUCCCCAGUCGCUGCGCAAAUUCGGUUGGCGAAGAAAGUCCAAGAGAUGAAUGGAAGCCGACAGAUGGAAGGGCACUGGUGACGGGAAGCCUCAUUGGGGAAAGCACACCCUUGGUUUAAGAACGUUUUCAGCUUAAGAACGGGCUUCUGGAAUGAAUUAAGUUCAUAAACGGAGGUACCACUGUACAUGGUUGUUAAAUGUGCCUGAGUUGUUAACAGACCCCCUACUCCCCCCCCCCCAGCUAUUAUUCCCUGACUUUCCUAGGAAGAGGGACCAACUGUUAAACCAUUCUGGGAACUGUAGCUCUGGGAAUAGAAUUGGGAUCUCUUAACGGCUCUCAGCACCCUUCACAAUGUACAGCUCCCAUAAUGCUUUGUGAGAAGGUUCAACUGUUUAAAGCGGUGUCACAGUGCUUUUAACUGCAUGGUGUGGAUGUGGCUUCAGGGUCAUUUGGACAGUGAUCUGAAAGCAUGAACUGCGAAAAGCCUGCCACAACCAGCCAUUUUCAAUUGUAAAUAUUGGGUUUUGCUUUCUGCAAAUAGUUCCUCUAUUACAACUUUGGGAAGGGAGGAGAAUCAGUGAGGAAGCCAGCAGCAAACCCUAUAACCAGAAUUGCUUCUAGUACCUCCUUUUAUGUUAGGAGUCACAGGGGGAAGGCCUCAUGCAAAUAUCUCCAAGAGUUUUAAAAAAGAAUCCACUUCAAUAUAAAAUCUUUCCUUGCUUCCCGCUUCAAGAUCCCUUCUUUCCUCUCUUGUUAGGACAUUACUUUGCUAACAUGAUAAAGUUCUUGUUGUUUUUGUUUUCUUUGGUGGCCUCUCAAAAAUGUAAGUGUUUUUAACUGUGGGAAGUUCAGAAAUAUGCAUCUAUUUCAUGUGGUGAUUAGAUGAUUUUUCAAGUGCUUACUGAAAAUUCUGUUCUCAAGGGGUGUUAAUUUAUUUCAAGUAUGUACAGUAUUGAUUCAUUUCAUGUGUGGAUUGAAUGCUAUUCAAACAUUAAUUGACAAAUUCUCUGUUUUCAAGGGGUCUUAUCAGACAUUCAGCUUGAAUUGUCUGGGCCAGGAAUGAAGAGACCGGGAGAGAACCUCAGCCUGCUCUGUAAAGUCACGGGUUUCUCCAUCUCCACUCAGCAUUGUGUGUGGCACUGGGUCCGCCAAGCACCUGGGAAAGGUCUUGAUUUUAUUGCAGGAGCAGACCCCAAUGAUGGGAGAAAGUGGUAUACUCCUUCCCUGAAGAGCCGUACAGCUGUUUCUUCAGACAAGUCCAAGAAUGAGCUCUCUCUCCAGCUGAACUCCCUGACAGCUGCAGACUCAGCCAUGUAUUUCUGUGUCCGAGAAUACCACAGUGAAUCAAGAUCUAUUGAGUUGUGUGCAAAAACAGGAAGCUUUCAGAAUGUAGAAUCCCUGCUUCUGUUCAGAGACUAA
Molecule: messenger RNA, 10347 nt
Organism: Podarcis lilfordi (Lilford's wall lizard)
Lineage: Eukaryota; Metazoa; Chordata; Lepidosauria; Squamata; Lacertidae
Source: the annotation of a GenBank genome assembly